AUGAACUCCAUCUUGUCAAGCGUUCUUCCUGCUCCCGAAGAUCCCAUUCUCAGUGUAUAUUAUGCUUGCAGAGAUGAUCCUAGUCCGGUUAAAUUGAAUUUGACCGCAGGUACCUAUCAAUCUGAGGAAGGAAAGCCCCAUGUUCUUGAAGUGGUGAGAAGAGCAGAACAACAAUUAGCGAACGACUUGUCCUGGAACAAGGAAUAUCUUCCACUUAAUGGACUUGCUGAUUUUAACAAAUUGAGCGCCAAGCUAAUCUUAGGUGAUGAUAGUCUUGCGGUGAAAGAGAACAGAGUUGUUACAUUCCAGUGUUUGUCUGGUACUGGUUCUUUGAGAGUUGGAGCUGAGUUUCUAGCACAACACCACCAACAACGUGUCAUUUUUGUUCCAAACCCAACUUGGGGGAACCAUCCCAAUAUUUUCAAUAUGGCGGGUUUGUCUGUUGAACAUUACCGUUACUAUGACCCGGAAACCCGUGGACUCGACUUCAAAGGCCUGCUCGAGGAUCUUGGCGCUGCACCGUCUGGUGCUAUAGUUGUAUUACAAGCUUGUGCGCAUAACCCCACAGGAGUUGACCCGACAUUCGAACAAUGGGAAAAGAUUCGAAAAAUAGUGAGAUCUAAAAGUUUAUUACCCUUCUUUGAUAAUGCAUAUCAGGGUUUUGCUAGUGGCGACAUUGACUCAGAUGCACAAGCGGUUCGUAUGUUUGUUGCUGAUGGAGAUGAAUGUUUGAUAGCUUUAAGUUAUGGCAAAAAUAUGGGUCUUUAUGGUGAGCGUGUUGGCUCUCUUACCAUUGUAUGCAAGUCAGAAGAUGUGGCUAAGAAAGUUGAGAGCCAAGUGUUGCUUGUUGUGAGGGCUAUGUAUCUUACUCCACCUAUUCAUGGAGCAGCCAUUGUAACCACAAUUCUUAAAAACAGUGAUAUGUACAAGGAUUGGACCAUUGAGCUGAAAGGAAUGGUUGACCGUAUACUUAGCAUGCGUCAAGAGUUAUAUGAAGCUUUACAAGCUAGAGGCACACCUGGUGAUUGGAGUCACAUUAUCAAACAGAUUGGGAUGUUUAGUUUUACCGGACUGAAUGAGAAGCAAGUUCGGUUGAUGGCCAAAGAGCAUCACAUUUACAUGACCUAUGAUGGGAGGAUAAGCAUUGGAGGUCUAAGUUCCAAGACAGUUCCUCGACUCGCUGAUGCCAUCCAUGCUGUAGUUACCCGAAUCGCUUAA
Messenger RNA from Arabis nemorensis, 1218 nucleotides. The record is from the annotation of a GenBank genome assembly. NCBI's taxonomy places the organism in Eukaryota, Viridiplantae, Streptophyta, Magnoliopsida, Brassicales, Brassicaceae.